CGCUCCGAGAGCACACGCCGUCCAUACCGGUGAUGUUUGUGCCAAAAUACCAAAGAAAAAUUGCGUAAGCAAGGAUAAUAAACGGGUAGGUGGAGCUACCCGCAGACUCACGCCCCUCUAACUUUUUUCUCAAUGUCUGGGCGGAGCAGCCAGUACGCCUCGCGGCCUACGCGUUUCUCCGUGCCCAUGCACCAAAUAUAUACAGACAUCCCGACCGAUACGCGCCGCCGGCAAACACAACGUAAACAAACGUUUUAUACAUUCAAAUCUAUCUUCAUUGUGAUAUAAAUACAAGAAACACUGACCCAUAUAAAAGCUGGACUUGCAUGGACUUACACGGACCUAUCGCCUUGGUGUUAAAAGCUAUAAUUGAGUUCAUAACUGUGUUCAUAUAUUUUUCGGAGUGAUAAAGGAAUACAAUGCCACUGCACAAGGAUGUUGAGUGGCCAACAUGAAACUACCGCGGUUUGAUGAAGGCCAAAACUGCAUAAUGUCCCUGACAUUACCUAUAAUCAUAAUUUUCAUAUUACCAUUAUUAAAUAUGGCGAGCUCAAGAGAUGACUUACAAUUGCACUUAAAGUUGAACACGGCUCUCGCGUGUCGCUUCGUGCGAGGACUGACCAGAGAACAGCGAUCCAUCUGCCACGAGGCAGCCGAUACAGCAUCGGUGGCCUUCGAGGGUCUUCAGUUGGCGGUCAAAGAAUGUCAGCACCAGUUUAGAUGGCACCGCUGGAACUGUUCAAGCCUGUUAACAAAAAGCACGAACCCUCAUGCUAGCGCUGUAAUGAGAAGAGGUUUCCGCGAAGCAGCGUUCUUAUACGCUCUGACAGCAGCGGGUGUGGCCCACGCGAUAGCUCGCGCCUGCGCUCAAGGUCGUCUGGUCUCCUGUGGCUGCGACCCUCUCGGGUACCGAACCUCCCUCGACUCCCGGGGGAGGGCGCGACCCAACAAAUGGGAAUGGAGUGGCUGUUCCCACAACCUGGCCUACGGUGUGGACUUCUCUAGGAAGUUUCUGGAUAUACGAGAAAAAGUGGACGAUUUGCAGUCGAAAAUAAACGUGCACAAUAACAACGCGGGACGUUCGAUACUGUCUUCUCAAAUGGAAGUUCGAUGCAAGUGUCAUGGCCUAUCUGGAAGCUGUCAGUUGAGAACCUGCUGGAGAGCCACGCCUGAUUUCAGAAUUGUUGCAAGUACCAUUAAAAGACAGUACCGAAAGGCUCUGAUGGUCGCGCAAGAAGAGUUGAAUAACGGAGUAUCAGUACUUCGGGGCAGACCCCGCGGCAGGAGGAAGGAUCGGCCUCGACCAGCCCCUAAAACAAGCCUGCUCUUCUUUGAAAAAUCACCCAGCUUCUGUGAAGCAGAUGCCCGCAUAGAGUCAUCGGGUACAUCAGGUCGGGUAUGCCGAAUCGGUAGGACCUCCAGAUCAGGUUCCUGCGAUCUUCUCUGCUGCGGCCGAGGACAUGACCUCAUCCGAAAAUCUAGCAUCACACCCUGCAACUGUACCUUCCACUGGUGCUGUAGGGUUGACUGCGAGAAAUGUAAAGACGAUAAAUGGAUUGCAGUUUGUAAAUAGACAUCUUUCUCGGACUACCCGCGAGCAUUUUUCUAAACUGAAAUUGGUGGUACGAUAUCUGAUGCAUUACAUUAUUCAUAUGUAUGUUUGUCCGUUAGCUUGUAUAUAAGCUACUGCUCUGAAUUAGUCCUACCGAAUUAAAUUAUUGUAGGCUUUUAAACUUCACGUACAUGUAUGAGAAAUUAUUUUUUCUUUUAUUAUUAUGUAAGAGGAUGACUAAUGAGCUACCUAUAUAUCUAUGUGUCACCUGAUGAUAAGUGAUCACCGCCACCCACAUUCUCCUACAACAGCAGAAGAAUCACAGGAGCGUGGCCGGCCUAUUGGAUAGGUGUACCUACGCGCAUUUUUUCACGCCGUAUCGUCCUGCAAACACCGCACAAAGAAACUCAUUCCACAGCUUGCUUGUAUGUGGAAGAAAGUUCCUUGAAAAACGCACUGCGGAGGAAUGCCACAUAUCAGAUGAUGAGGAGUUACAAGUAAUAUAACAUUGUAUAGAAGUUAUGUUAAGCUCAUGUCAUCGUUUAGUGAUUAAUAUUCGAAAUAUAUAAAUAAAUCGGAAGACGAGAUCAAGACCAAACAAAAGCCUCUCGAAAACGGCGAAGUUAAAAUGCUAUUGUUAGUAAUAACGGAGUUUUGAAGGGGAGUCAUAUAAAUAAGUAUAUAAUUUGUCAAUGUAAUAUUUAUGCUAUUGAUAAAAAAACACAGUCCAGUUUUCAUGGAUGUGGUAAAGGAUAACAAUAGAUACAAAUGAUUAAAUAUGAAUUCAACUGUGUUUAAAUGCAAGUAUACUGUGAUUUUUUUAAGUGACGUUUAUGAUUAAAAAAUAAAAGAAAUGUGAUGGUCCAGGUUUUUUACAAUCCCGAAGAUAUAUUACGGGUUUAUUUGUAUCCAAUGUAAGAAAUGUAAGACUAUGAGAAGUAUUUUUUAAACAAGAGAGGCAAGAGUCUCACGUGAUGGGAUGUAAUGAACUAAGCAUAAAUAUCAAAAAACGUGUUGCCAUCCUUUAAGGUAAUCUACUAUCCCUAAUAAGUAUCGCUACAGGAAUACUACAGCCGGUAAUGAUUUCACUAAGUGGCUAGGCGAGGCAGAGUUUCUAUAGUCUGACAAUUCAUGCGCGACCGUCCUAUGGGGUGACAGACGUUGGCGGGGAGGGGUAGGUACUAAUGAUGUCAGCAUAUUUCUACUGUGUCACCCGCUACCCGCUGGAAUCUUCCUACCCCGCCCCGCUACGCUCUGUCAGCCCGUGGGACGGUCGCGCACGAAGUUGUCAGACUAUAGCAAAACGCGCGAUUGUAGAAUGACAAACUUCAACAUGAAUUGUGGGAAUUAAAUACAUUAGACAAUAUACAUAAUAUUAUACUCUUCAGUAUUAUAAACUUUCGUAAAUAGUAGUGGUCUGUAUUUUAAGUUUCAUUUCCCUUUCAUUUUAUUAUUUUUAUUUCAUAUUUUUACACUAAUUUUUUACUCUUUUGCAUAUAAAUCAAUUAUUGGUAGGUACCUAUAUUAAAUAAUUAAAAGGAACGCUUUAUCGUUCUUUGUCCUUUAGUUGCGAAAGAUUUCAUUUAAAAAAUAUACUAAGGCAUUCAUAUAGGAACUACCAUCAGAACUUUAAAAAUUAUAUUUUAAAACCAUCUACCAUAGCUAACAACACAAUUCCAUAAAGACAAAACCUUAUUAAAAUCAGUCCACAUAUACCACAGAUAAAAAUACAAAAUACAUACACAUUAAACUUACAAUAUCCCUCACUAAAAAGCAAAAUCAAAAUAAUUUAAUGCGAAAUAAUUAGAACAGUAAUUUCUACAUCUGACAGUUUACGAAAACAAAGUAAACUUGAUUGGUUGUGCAUUGACCACUCAAGGGAUCAAAAUGGGAGAAGGUUUUUCAUUAUCAAUCUUCAAAAGAAAAGGCCAAUAACGCUUCUUAUUACAGGAAUAAUUUAAAGUCUGAGAGAGAAAAACUAGAGAAUCGGCAGUGGUAAUCAAAUAGUUUUAUAUUUUUAGUUGAGCCAUAAGAAAAUGACCUUGUAUAGUAGUAAUGUGAUGUAAAUAUUUUUCCUAUACUAGUUAAUAAUUAGGUAUUUUACAUUGUAAUAUUGUACUUUAAUAUUUAUUGUAGCAAUAGGUUUGUAAUGAUAUAAGUAUUAAAAUAUUUCCUUAGACUAA
Leptidea sinapis is the source of this 3735-nucleotide messenger RNA. It is a transcript of the gene Wnt10, whose product is annotated as protein Wnt-10a. Gene Ontology annotation, biological process: multicellular organism development; canonical Wnt signaling pathway; cell fate commitment. NCBI's taxonomy places the organism in Eukaryota, Metazoa, Arthropoda, Insecta, Lepidoptera, Pieridae. The transcript has 6 exons. Gene Ontology annotation, molecular function: cytokine activity; frizzled binding. Gene Ontology annotation, cellular component: extracellular region. The record is from RefSeq and is a predicted model, not a curated record. The coding region runs from base 452 to 1573 and encodes 373 amino acids.